Molecule: messenger RNA, 897 nt
Organism: Fraxinus pennsylvanica
Lineage: Eukaryota; Viridiplantae; Streptophyta; Magnoliopsida; Lamiales; Oleaceae
Source: the annotation of a GenBank genome assembly
AUGGAGAAGAACACGCCGGUCAGGAAGCCUCACACAUCAACGGCAGAUCUACUUACCUGGUCUGAGAAUCCGCCGGAAUAUUCCCCCGCCUCCGCUUCUGCAUCCCGUGCAUCUGCCCGUUCCCACCAGCCGUCUGAUGGGAUCAGAAAGGUGGUGUUUGGCGGUCAGGUUACGGAUGAAGAAGUCGAGAGCUUGAAUAAAAGGAAACCGUGUUCAGACUAUAAAAUGAAGGAAAUGACUGGUAGUGGUAUAUUCAAAUCAAAGGGAGAAAGUGAAGCAUCGGAAUCUGAGGAUAUUGAGCAGAACUCGAUGAACAAAACUGGACUACGAAUGUACCAGCAAGCAUUGGCGGGAACCAGUCACAUUUCUUUUGGUGAAGAAGAAACAUUUUCUCCCAAGAAGCCAACUAGUCUGCAUGAAGUGGCAAAGCAGCGGGAGUUGAGUGGAACUCUGGAAAGUGAGUCCGAGGCAAUGUUGAAGAAACAAAUUUCAGACGGAAAAAUGAAGGAGCUUAGUGGGCAUGAUAUUUUUGCCCCACCACCUGAAAUUCAACCCCGCCCCUUGGCUACUCGCGCUUUGGCGUUACGAGAAAGCAUUACUAUUGGAGAACCUGCAUCGGAUAAUGGUGCUGGAGGCCAGAACAAUGGUGCUCUGAGUGAGGAACCCACUGUCAAGACAGCAAAGAAGAUUCCUAACCAGAAAUUUGCAGAGCUUUCAGGCAACAACAUUUUCAAGGGAGACGCAUCACCUGCAUCUACUGAGAAGCCUCUGAGUUCUGCGAAAUUGCGAGAAAUGAGUGGCAGUAAUAUAUUUGCCGAUGGGAAAGCUGAAUCCCGGGAUUACCUAGGUGGGGUUCGGAAACCCCCGGGUGGGGAGAGCAGCAUUGCUCUGGUGUAA